Mytilus trossulus (common blue mussel) is the source of this 3835-nucleotide messenger RNA. RefSeq lists its product as uncharacterized. The record is from RefSeq and is a predicted model, not a curated record. NCBI's taxonomy places the organism in Eukaryota, Metazoa, Mollusca, Bivalvia, Mytilida, Mytilidae. The transcript has 2 exons. Bases 148 to 1503 code for a protein of 451 amino acids.
AAAGCUGUCAAUAAAGGCCGUUAUGGUCUAUGACUUAGUUGACAGUUAUUGUAUAUGGUAUUCUGUUCUUUAUAUUGUAGCCGUUGGAACCGAAGGAGGUGAAAACUAAGUUUAGAACCAUACCGGUUUCAAAUUCGGAUUGCAAAUAUGAAAAGACAACAUCCCAUCUUCAAAUUGUUAUUGUUAGUGUUAUUUGGAAUACAUUGUAGAGGUGCACAUUUAAAUAUGUUGAAUACAAGAAAAGGAUAUUAUCCAAGGCAAGGAGAGAUGGGAAGAGUAGUAUCAUCACCAAUGAUCAAUAGAAGACCAAGAAAAGUCAUGUCUAAAACAUUCCAAUCAAUCAUCAACAGCAAUCGCAAUCUGCCAUCAAAUAAUAACCAACCAAAAAAUAACUUUCCAAGCUCUUUUCCAUUAACAACCAAAAGCGGAAAUCCAACUCAAUAUAAUCAAUACAAUAACGUCUUUGCACCUCGUAUACCUUCCCAGAAUAUUGGAGGUGUUCCGAGAAUUGGAGGUGUAACAAAAAUAGGAGUACCAAAACACGGAGGUGUACCAAAUCUCGCAAGUGUGCCAGCAAUUGGAGGUGUACCACAAAUAGGAGGUAUACCUAAUUUAAACAAUUUAAACAGUGCAAAUAUUCGAGCGCAUCUUAUUAAAUUGAUAACGAAUAUGAGUCCGGAACAGUUGAGCUUAAAUGCACAAAGUCUUGGAAAUGUUAAUACUGCUCAACUUGUGAAUAAACAUACAAGACAAACUCCUGCAUCGCCUCAGACUGUCAAGAACACCAUUAAUAUUAAGGUAGUGAGGAAAAAGACCGUCCCACUACCAAGCAUGAUAAAUCCAAAUGUAAAUCGAAUGCACCGUCCGGAAGCUAAAAAAAUAAGAAAAAGGCCAAUUAUUACCAUGGUUCCGAAACGGAACAGAAUGCCUUUAGUACUCAAAUCGAUUGCUGAUAGAAAGCGACUUACAAUGAGUGAACGACUUAAGUCUAUUCCACCAUUAAGUUUAAGCGCUUUGAAAAAUAACGCAGGAGAGGUCGUGAAGGGGGAAGUUGCUUCGUCACAAAAGCAAAAUACAGCUACCACCGAUCCGACAAAGAAUAUAAAAGUUAUCGCUAAAAAUAAUACAGCGGAAGUUAAAAUUAUUAACGAAAAUCCCACAAGCUUAACUGGAAGUAGUAAGAAUGAUCCUAAUUUUAUCGUACUGAAAGAUAUAACAAUAACAAAUCAUACAACAACUGGAGAGAACGGGACCUUUAAUGGAACCAAAAUGAGUGUGACUCUUAUGUCGCAAGCGACAGGAGGACGUCCAAUCGUUAUUGAAGCAAGCAAUAACAUUGUAGUUUCACAAGAAAAAAUGCCGAACGGAACCGUACAAUUUAUUAUAAAAACUGAUACAAAGACAACCACGGUCCCACCGACUACGACAACGGAAGUCAGCACAAUGCUUCCGACGGAGGAACCACCCGAGCUUGACGAAAUUAUAACAACAGAAGCACCGUAAGACACGUCCGAGGAAAUAUUCCGAAUGAAUUAUCGUCUGAAUAACUCCGACGUUUGAGUCUGAAACUAUCAUUAUUGGGCAUUUGAUUGAUAUAAUAACGAAUGUUAAAAAAAGUGUCGGAGACGAUGCGACUCGGGAACAUUCAGGGUAAGACUGAAUGGAAGACGUCAGUGUUCCGGAAGUCAUGAUAAUAACGUACUGUGAACACCAUGCCGUUACUAUAGUAACCAUCUUAGCAGUUCCGGUUAUCACAAACACUUACCAGUGAUUCAAAUACCAAAUCUUACUGUCUCUUAUUUGUUAGUAUUAACGUUGUUUCGAAGCUGUGAUAAAAUUUUGUGGACGAUAUAGCCAUAAAUGGAAAGAUAUUUAUAUGUAUACCUUCGAAUGCAUGUUUUAUAUUUGACAUCGUUAAUGUGAAGAUGUCAAUAGUUAUAAUUUAGUACCAUGAGAUUCUAUGUUGUCAGAUGGUCGUUAAGUCAUUCAUAAAAUAUCACAUGUCAGUCAAAAGUUAUCUGUAUAUCUGUGACUAGGCAUAUUUUCAAUAAUUUUUUUGUUGAAUGAGGCAAAUUUUGGUGCCGUUUUAAUAUGUUAUCGUUUAUCGUUAAAUGAGUGGAUUUGUAAAGGGAGCUAUACCAUUUGAAUUUUAUAGGGAGCUAGAAUGAACCAUUUUGUUCAGUUUUCUUUUUUGUUGUUGUUGUAAUCUCUGUCCUUUUUCAUUUUUCACUCUUUUCGGUCCUACCAUUUUUUUCUAAUUAGUUUAUCCUGAUUUUUUACUUCAAUUGUCAUCAUCCUGACAUGUUUUUUUUGCCAAGUGUCUCAUCCUACCUUCUUUUUUUUUUAACUCAAAACCCCUGUUAUGCAUUUAUUCAAUUUCACCCUAAACUCCGCCCAUAAACAUCAAAUGGUGGCUCCCUUAAUAAAUUUGAAUGUCAGUCUUUCAUUCAUUGGUCAAUUACUUUUUAAAGUUUUGUACUAACACUAUGAAGUGAACAUUCAGUGUCUGUUAAUUAAGGAUGUUCGCUGCUCAUUUUCAAAAUAAAUAACUUUUCAUAAAACUAGUGUGUAUUGAUAGGGAAUACAUUAAGGAAUCAAAAUAGCAAAAAAAAUAUAGGGGUACAUGCGCUUGUUUUCGAGAUAUUAGCCAUUGGAAUUUUAGCGGGAAAAUGUUCUCUCUUGAUUUUUCAUAGCUUUAUCAUUGACCAGUUCAAGUGCUCAAAUACUAUUAAAAAAUAAAUAAAAUUUUAUAAGACUUUCACAAAUGACUUAUUAUUAUACAUGUAAAAGAUUUAUAAAAAGAAAAAUGGGGGUCCAUGGGGAAUUUUUUUAAGGCAUUAAAAUGGAUAAAACCAGAGGAUUCCGAAAAUCUGACAAAAAAAUACAAAUCAUGACAAGCAGACAUCCUUAAUAAGAGUUGAAGGGGUUCCUUCCUUUCUGUAUAGUCUUUAAUUUUUCAUGUAGUUUUCUCUAUUCCUUUUAUAUUAGCACUUCAUAUUUGACAUGUUCGGGCCAAUUUUCUCUAUUUAUAUAGAGAUGGAGACACAUAGAAAAUGUCUUUCGUUUGAAAUAAUUUCCGUUGAUUUAUUGUUUAGUUUGUCGUGCUUAUGUAUUUGUUUGAAAAAUCAUAUUCAUCUUAAAGGAAGAGAAUUUUACUACAUAGUUUUUGAUAGAUAAAUAGCAUUGUGCUAUGUGUUCAUCCGCAAAAGCUAAGUCAACGUUGCAUUAUAAUUUUAGUUCGUGUUAUAUUUUUUUUUUAGUUUUUUACUUCCAUUUUGUUCCCCAUUAUUACUUUUUGGAAAUCAUUUUUUUUUUAAACUUUCCCAGUUGCGGAUUUAGGGGUAGCGAGGCGGUUUUGAUGAUUAUUUAAGGAAUCACUGCAGUGAAUGGGGUCUCUCUUAUGUCAGUCAGUGCAACCCCUCCCCUCUGAUGAACAUUGCUUGACCCUCCACUGUUUUCCAAUCAUUAGUAUUUCACAUGCGUUUAUACAUGACCUCAAUUUUGAUAUUUCGGAGGCCGUGUAUGCUUAACCAUGCAUGUAAAUGAUGCAAUGUGUGCAAGAACCUUUCUUCAGGAAAUGAUCCUUGUUUUACCAAUCCCUGACAGCAGCAAGCCAAUGAAGUAAAAGUGUAAUAGUAGGGUUAUUGAUUUCAAAUAUGAGAAAUCAUUAUCAAAGUUAAUGAAUAAACAGCAAACGAGAAAUUUUCAUUGAAUGCCUUAUUUUAAAAUGUUUGUUGAUUUAGGGUCACAUAUUGGUAAAAUUGAAUUCCUUUUAUAUUCCAUAUCAUUGCGAGUAAUUAAGACUUGGUUUUUGGUUUUAAUUCUAAAAUGAUAA